AUGGCAGAUGACUGCUCAGCUCGCUUUUCAAAGUGGACUGCUGCGCUUGAUCACAUGCGCGCCUGUGACUCCUACCAAAGGUUGGUAAAAGAGGGUGGCGCCCCGAAGAAGCCCAAAGUCGCAGCAUCAAGAGAGAAGGCGCAACGAGUUGAGCCGAAGCCAGAACUGGACUUUACGCAGGAUCCCUUCCACGGCGUCCUAAAGGUCAAGGUGCCUCCCGACGAGCCGGAGAUCGCUGCCGUUUUCAGACAGUGUUGGGAGGACUUUCCUGAGAAGAGCGACUAUCGCGGCUUUUGGAAGCAUGCGCUGGAGCAUGUCAAGGAGCUGUAUGGCGUCUCCUUCCAGUCCUUCGGCCACGGCAAGCUGCCGCGCUUCCUGAAGAAGCACAAAAUCGCUCAGGAAGUCUUCCGAAACCGGCGGAAAUGCGGGACACCGACUCAGGACUCUCUUCCGGAGUCAGAGGAGGAGGAACUGAGGCCAGACACCUCAGAGGACGGCCCGAAGUCCUCGCCACCAGGUCCUCCAAGGAGCUCCGAGGCUCCGUUCGAGCCGUCCGACGCUUCCGGGGCUCCGGGGCCCAUGCUUCCAAGCAAAGCUCCCGGGCACGGUUCUCAUCCUUACGCCAGACCGAAGCCUUCCGUGGCUCCGUCUGCUUCGGUCUCACAUGAGGGGCCCUUACCAGGGCUUUGGGGCUAG
Molecule: messenger RNA, 696 nt
Organism: Symbiodinium necroappetens
Lineage: Eukaryota; Dinophyceae; Suessiales; Symbiodiniaceae
Source: the annotation of a GenBank genome assembly